ACUUCACUCCCUCUCCCAAAACACUAUAUAUUACUCCAUCAAAAACUCAUUCACUCACUGUUUCAAUAAAUUCUUUCAUCAUCAUCCACCAUUUUCCUCUCUCUCUCUCUCUCUCUCUUUUUCUCGCUUUGUUAUACUUCCUGUUCUUCUUCUUCUGCAUAUAUAUACAUAUCGGUGUGUGUUUUUUCUCUCGCAUGUUUUCUCUUCUCCGCAUUUCUGGGAUCUAGAAGCUUCCGCGUCAUCACCGUGCUCUCUUCAAUGCCGCUGCGCAGACGAUAAGUACUCCCGGAGUUUUUUCCGCCUCCUCAACGCUGCGUUUUACUACUGACGAUGCUUUUUUUGCCUUUGCGCACACUUGCUAUGUCAAUGUCGACUUCGCGUAUCUUCCUCCUCGCUCUCCUUUUCUCUUUCUCAGUGAACUCGGUUUCUACGAAUGUGCCAUUUGCUUCAGCUGAACGAGCUAAAAUGUGGUUAGUUAAACCUUCGUCUGGGCCAUCUUUUGCUCCUGUGCAAUCUCCAUCUUAUCAAGUUCCUAUUGCGACUCCAAGACCACAACUUCCUCAUUAUCACCAUCGUCACCACUGUGGGAAACCUUAUGCUGCCGCUCCAUCCCUUUCUAAAGACCAAGCUUGUAGCCAAAUCUGUACAGAUCCAUUAACUGCAACUCCUUUUGGUUCACCUUGUGGUUGUGUAUUUCCCAUGAAAGUCAGACUAGUACUGGAUGCGGCUCCUUUGGCUGUUUUUCCAGUAAUUGAUGAGUUAGAGAUUGAACUCAGUUCUGGAACAUAUUUGAAGCAGAGCCAGGUGAGGAUAAUGGGUGUCACUGCUGACAGUCAAAAUCAGGGAAAAACCACAAUUGAUAUUUACUUGGUUCCACUUGGGGAAAAAUUUGACAAUACCACUGCAGUUCUGUUGUCUAAACGGUUUUGGCACAACGAAGUUCCUCUUAAUAGGAGCCUUUUUGGUGAUUAUGCCAUCUUGUGUAUUACUUAUCCAGGUAUACCAUCGCCUCGGCCACCUGAAACCUUAACUGGGAGAGGUCACAUGCCCAGGGAGAGUAUUAAUGUUCUUCCAAUUACUGCAGACAUGAACAGCGAGAAUGAGAAAAUUAAUCUUAGAACAAUAAUCGUCAUUGCUCUAUCUUCUGUUGUACUCUUGUUGGUUUUGGUUGGAGCAUUUUACAUCAUUUUGAAAUGGAGGAAAAUUAGGAGACCAUCAAGUGCUGUUGGCCCUGCAUUCACAUCAUGUCUAAACAAGAGAUCUGGCAUGGAAUUUAUGUUGUCAAGAAGAAUUAUGAGCUCAAGAUCUAUGUCUCUUGCGUCCGCUCUCGCUCAUUCUAUUCUCUCGGUUAAAACAUUUUCCUUUUCUGAGCUUGAGAAAGCAACAACUAAGUUCAGUUCUCAGAGAGUAUUAGGAGAAGGAGGAUUUGGACGUGUUUAUUGUGGGACAUUGGAUGAUGGAAAUGAAGUUGCAGUUAAGCUGCUAACAAGGGAUGGUCAGAAUGGAGACCGUGAAUUUGUUGCAGAAGUUGAGAUGCUAAGCCGCUUGCAUCAUCGUAAUCUUGUGAAACUCAUUGGUAUAUGCAUAGAAGGGCCAAGGCGUUGCUUGGUUUAUGAGCUUUUUCGCAAUGGUAGUGUUGAGUCUCAUUUGCAUGGUGAUGACAAGAAAAGGAGCCCUCUAAAUUGGGAAGCACGGACAAAAAUUGCCCUUGGAUCUGCAAGAGGAUUGGCUUAUCUACACGAAGAUUCUACUCCUCCUGUAAUUCACCGAGAUUUUAAAGCUAGCAAUGUGUUGUUAGAAGAUGACUUUACCCCCAAGGUUUCUGAUUUUGGAUUAGCAAGAGAAGCGACCGAAGGAAAUAGUCAUAUUUCUACAAGGGUCAUGGGUACUUUUGGGUAUGUUGCCCCAGAAUAUGCAAUGACAGGCCAUUUACUCGUUAAAAGUGAUGUUUAUAGUUUUGGUGUUGUGCUGCUUGAGCUUCUGACAGGCAGAAAACCAGUGGACAUGUCUCAACCUCAGGGGCAGGAGAAUCUUGUAACGUGGGCUCGCCCACUAUUGAGAAGUAGAGAAGGUUUAGAACAGCUGGUGGAUCCAUCUUUGGCUGGAAGCUAUGACUUUGAUGACAUGGCAAAGAUGGCUGGUAUUGCUUUCAUGUGCGUACACCCGGAGGUCAAUCAGAGACCUUUUAUGGGUGAAGUUGUGCAGGCUCUUAAGUUGAUCCACAACGACACCAAUGAGAGUAACAAGGAGUCUUCUGCUUGGGCCUCGGAUUUUGGAGGUGAACUUGUCUUUUCUGAUAGCAGUUGGUUGGAUGCUGAAGAGUUAGCCCCAAGAUUAGCUUAUGGACAAGCAUCAACCUUAAUCACAAUGGAUUUCAAUUCUGAUCAUCUUGAAAUGAUGGAAAACAGACCGUUUUCAGCUUCAAGCUUGAAUGGAGAUGAGAUUUCUUUGCCGAUCAGGCACCGGGUUAGAUCAGGCCCCUUGAGAAUAGCCAAGAGUAAGCUACCAUUUACUAAGCUUACUCGAAGUCAGAGUGAACGUGUGGUACAUCCUUCCAAGCGUGUUUGGAAUGAUGAUGGUUACUGGGUUUAAGGUUUGAUGAUUCUUGUCAAUGGUUACUGAGUUUUAAAGGUUUGACAAUUAUUGCGUUUUUAAAA
Glycine soja is the source of this 2657-nucleotide messenger RNA. Its product is annotated as receptor-like serine/threonine-protein kinase ALE2. Gene Ontology annotation, molecular function: ATP binding; protein kinase activity. The record is from RefSeq and is a predicted model, not a curated record. The coding region runs from base 331 to 2592 and encodes 753 amino acids. Lineage: Eukaryota; Viridiplantae; Streptophyta; Magnoliopsida; Fabales; Fabaceae. The transcript is spliced from 8 exons. Gene Ontology annotation, biological process: protein phosphorylation.